Messenger RNA from Haplochromis burtoni (Burton's mouthbrooder), 2189 nucleotides. RefSeq names its product radical S-adenosyl methionine domain containing 1 (gene rsad1). Gene Ontology annotation, molecular function: 4 iron, 4 sulfur cluster binding; coproporphyrinogen oxidase activity. Lineage: Eukaryota; Metazoa; Chordata; Actinopteri; Cichliformes; Cichlidae. The transcript has 9 exons. Bases 223 to 1551 code for a protein of 442 amino acids. Gene Ontology annotation, biological process: porphyrin-containing compound biosynthetic process. The record is from RefSeq and is a predicted model, not a curated record. Gene Ontology annotation, cellular component: cytoplasm.
CGCUGUGGCCAAACUGGGAACAUGAAGAGGAAAUCGCUCCAUGUAUUUCCGGUUGGAGCGACUUGACUGCACCUUCAAAUAGCGUAAAUACAAAGUGAAUUUACGCUAUUUUGUUGUCACAGAAACGCAUACCGUUUGAGUGAUGAAGCCGGGUAUUGAGGUAACCUCUGGUUCGGGUCGGAGAAUGUAAUCUCCCGUGGCGAAACAAACGCUGUCUCCAAAAUGAUGAGACGCACAUUAAAUGCGGUCAGUCGUGUCCUCCCUCCCCGACUGCGGCACUUCUCGGGCGGAGAAGUAACCGAAGAUGUGUCUGAAUGUGCGGCAUCUCCACAAAUCACAGAGCGCGCGUCUCUUUAUGUGCACUGGCCUUACUGUCUCAGGAGGUGCUCCUACUGCAAUUUCAACAAGUACAUAUCCAAAGAGAACAAUGACCAUAUCAUGACUAAGUGCCUUCAGAUGGAGACUGAGACACUGCUGCGACUCAGUCAAGUAUCCUGCAUCACCUCAGUGUUCUUUGGUGGUGGGACUCCAAACCUGGCCCACCCCUCCAUCUUUGCUGCAAUCCUCGAGACUGUUUCCAGGCAGGUGAAUCUCUCAGAUGAGGCCGAGGUCACCCUCGAAGUCAACCCCACUCCUGCGGGAAAGUCCAGGUUAGAGGACUACUGCCGUGCCGGGGUGAACCGAUUUUCCAUCGGGGUCCAGUCUUUGCAGGAUGAGGACUUGAAAAGUCUGGGAAGAGACCACGACUCCCACGAGGCUUUGCAGACUAUCGAAGAGGCCAGGAGGCUGUGCCCUGGUCGGGUGUCGGUGGAUGUCAUGUUCGGACGUCCCAAACAAACCGUUGAAUCCUGGGAAAUAGAGUUGUCUGAGCUGCUGAGGGUGUGUGAUGAUCACGUGUCUCUGUACCAGCUGACCCUGGAGCGAGGCACUCAGCUUUUUAAACAGGUUGAGUGCGGUGCAGUGACGAUGCCCUCCGAGGAUGUGACAGCAGAAAUGUACCAGCGCGCCAGGAAGACUCUGCACCAGCACGGCUUUCAACAGUACGAGGUGUCGAAUUUUGCAAGACAUAACUCAGUGAGUCAUCACAAUAUCAGCUACUGGAAAGGCAACCAAUACAUCGGUGUCGGCCCAGGAGCACAUGGGCGGUUUGUUCCUCUGGGGGAGGGAGGUGUUGUUCGAGAGGCCCGGACCCAGACUCUGGAGCCUGACGUGUGGAUCCGUGAAGUGCGGCAUUGGGGACACGGGACGCGGAGGCGGCUUCAGCUUGGCCAUCUUGAAUUAUUGGAGGAGGUGUUGGUGAUGGGAAUGAGAAUGACUGAGGGCAUUAAUCAUAAGCACUGGGAGAUGUUCAGCCCACAAACUGGCCUUGAUGAAGUUUUUGGUGAAUCCAUUGUCGUCCAAGAGUUGCUACAGAGCGGACAGCUGAUUCUCGAUGACAGAGGUCUGAGGUGCUCCUGGGAAGGACUGGCCUUACUGGACAGCAUCCUUCCAGCUCUCCUGGUGGAGCUGGAAAGACAAAUUUCCCCCAAAGCCUCACAGGGACCACUCUGAGUCUGCUGGCAGACAAACCAAGAACACCUCCAACCUUCAAUGACACAAAUGUUUAUAAAGCAGAUACGCUCGUGGCUGUCAAAACAUAUAAAAACCAACAGUUUUGUUUGGUACACCUUUUAAACGUGUUAGUGAAGGCUUUUCAUCAUUUUCCAUACCAUUGCAAACGUGACUUUAUCUUUAAUGAGUGCAGCCCAGCAGCGAUCGAGCAUAUUGUGUUAUGUCCGUGUUGCCUCUCCCACCGGUUAGAACGAGUCUUGGAUUUAAGUCUCCAGAUGCUUUCAUGCAGUCAUUACUACAACGGAUACACUUUGCACUAAAGCUUUAAUUGCUGCUGUUGCUGUCGUUUAAUCAUAAUUAUACCUCUGACAAUAAACAGGAAAUUGUUUUGGAUUGAUGUCAUAGUCUUUUCAGCAAAUGUACACGGUGAGUGGGAAGUUUUAGAGGGUGAACAAAUUAUAUUAUACCAAGUAAAGCCUCCGAGUAAGCAAUCAUUUUGUUCUCGGACUUUAUUGAUAUCACUGCAGGUGCUGCAUGUCUUCUCAAAUCCCUGGAAAUCAUACCAGAUGGAUGAACAUUAAUUUCCUGGUGAGUAAAGGGAUAUCUAGAUAUAUAUAUAUAUAUAUAAAAAACUCCCC